GGAUUUGGAUGAAGCCCCAGUUUGGGAGGAAAAAACUUUGGUGUCGUAGGAUGAAGGUGAUAAAGCAGAAAUUGUGCAGGAAUAAGCAUCAAGAGAUGAACCUAAAGCAGGCUCAGGUGGAUGGAAACGCAGAGGGAUCUCAACAAGUGUGCUUGCCUGUGCAGCUGGGGCAAGGAGGAGAUACCUUCCCAGAGGAACAGCCCCAGGCUCAGGCCUACAGCUGUCAGCCCUGUGGGGACAAUAUGUAUAUGCAGCUGCAGAGGCAGACAGGGCAAAGAGAAGGCGUGGCACCAAAUAUACAACCACAGCAUGUGGACCAUGGUAGGGAAGCCACAGAGGUGACUGUGCAGGUGCGGCCCCAGAAGCAGAGCCGCAGAUGGGAGGCUCCAGAGGUGACUGUACAGGUGCGGCCUCAGAAGCAGAGUCAUGGGUGGGAGGCUCCAGAGGUGACUGUGCAGCUGCAGUUAGAGCAGCAGAGCUGGGGUGCAGUGAUCCCACAGGUAACCGUGCAGGUGCAGCCGCAGGGACAAACAACUACAGGCCUCAAGGUUACUGUGCUCCUGCAAUUGGGCCAUGACCAGGAAGAUGUAACCCAUGUCCAGGAGCAGGGUGAAGAAAUACUAGGGAAUGGAGAGAAGCAGAUCCYAACACAAAAUCAAGGAGAAUCAGUGGCAAGAUCUGAAGGUGAGAGGGAAUCUGCUGUGGUGGGGCUGGUGUCACAAGAAGUUCAAUGCCAAGAGCAGAAACAGGUAGAAGCAGUAAUAAAACACCAAGAGUACCAUGAAGAGGAAACAGCAGAAAUAAGACAACUUCAGGAGUCUUUCAUCCAAAAAUCAACCCCUCUGUCAUCUAUGGUGAUAGAGGGGCAGCUGCAGCACAAGAGCCUGGAGCAAGAACUGAAAGUAGACUUGCCUCUUGAAAAAGAAGGUCAAAGAGCUGCAGAAAACAGGAAGGAGCAAGAUGAUGCCCAAGUCCCAGAAGGGGCAGAAGGUCUGCAAGACAAGCAGGAAGAUCUGGGGCAAGAAAUGCCCAAGAAACGCCUACGAGAURUACCAAAUUACUUUGUUUCUAUUCCAAUAACAGAUGAUCAGAUUCUCGACAGAAUUGAAGAUGUCCAAGAGCUCAUAUUCACUAAAGAACCUGACUUGUCGAGAGCCCUCCUUCCUGUGCAAACAAUGCACCUUACCAUAAUAGUAGCUCACCUGGGAACAGAAGARGAAGUGCAAAAGGCUAUUCUGGCAUUGAAGCAGAGCAAGACUAAAGUGGAAGCCAUCUUGCAGGGUAAAGACCUUAAUAUGACAUUUCAUGGGAUUGGACAGUUUAACAAUCAAGUGAUAUAUGUGAAAAUGGCAGAAGAAGACCAAAAUACACUCAGCAAAAUUGCAGAAGCUGUCGAAGAAUGCUUUCAUGAAAUGGAUCUUGACAUUUCAGGGAGYAAGGAUUUCAAACCACAUCUUACUUUUCUAAAGCUCUCCAAAGCACCAAGGUUGAAAAGAAGGGGUUUCAGAAAAAUUUGUUCGGAUCUAUAUAAAGAAUAUGAAGACUGUUACUUUGGCACAGAGGUCUUCAGUCAAAUUGAUCUCUGCGCUAUGCGUAAGAAGAAACAAGAAUCUGGUUAUUAUCACUGUGAGUGUUCAAUUUAUGUGGGUUCUAGAGUUGCAAAAGAGAGUCAAGAGCAAGAAAUCCAAGUGGAAGAUACUGGAGAAACAGCCAAUGAAGACUCUACAAAUAACGCUACAGAGGCCAACAAGGGAACUAGURCUGCAAGCUGUAACCUUGCCUCGUGUUUAGUAGCAGCUGCUUAUAAACCACCUGAAAAUAUUGUUAAGGUUUCACUUGAAAGUAAAGAGAAAGAAAUCAAUGAGCUAAAGUGCAAAGUUAUGGCAGAAGAGGGGUAAGAAUCUCUAGUGMACCAUUUUUAUAGAAUUCCUUGAAGUGUGAAUGAGGCACAGCAGCCACUUUCUAAACUGGAGCAAUGUUGUCAUCGUGGAUCCAUGCAUGAAUUGGUAAAGGAACAKGAUAAAAUGGAACUUUAACCAUCUCUGUCAAGAAGAGAUUAUGUUUUCUUUAGCACUGCUCAGAAUUAAGUUCUUUGCAUAUUGUCCAGUGAAAUUGUCAAGGUCACUGCGAUCUCACAAGCAAAGCCUACCUUACCUGCUGUAUAGAAAAUAUUUCCUACAUGAUCUURAG
Molecule: messenger RNA, 2190 nt
Organism: Nothoprocta perdicaria
Lineage: Eukaryota; Metazoa; Chordata; Aves; Tinamiformes; Tinamidae
Exons: 6
Coding region: 9-1898 (629 amino acids)
Cellular component (GO): cytosol
Molecular function (GO): protein kinase A regulatory subunit binding
Source: RefSeq, a predicted model, not a curated record